CUUAGUUCUUUCUAGAUUACGAAACCAGCAAAGGGGAUCGGGUACAGUGUCUGAGAUGCUAUAUUACCUUAGACCAAAAAUUCGAAUUUCAAUAUUAAACUAGUGUUAUCCCUUGUAGACUCUCCAUUGGCAGCGAACAUGUUGGGAUCCUCAAUUAGCCCUCGUGUGAGCUUCAUUUGCCUCGUCAAAUCCCUAAGGCAGCUAAUUUUUUAUUGAGUGAAGGUGAGGGUGUAAUUCCUUUUUUAAUUACUCACUAUAUAUCGUGUGUUAUUAUCAUGAAUUAAAUACUUAUUACUCGAGUGUUGUAUAAACUGGUAGUGGUUUGUUUAUGGAUAUUUGUACUGAUUACUUGGAUGAAUGAAGAGAUGUCGGUUGGUGCUUGUGUAUACCUGUUUAAAUGCAAUGCCUUUUUUGGUUUGUGAUUAUAGUAGUAUCUGAAUUGUGUUUGAUUGGAACUAUUGGUGUGUAUUCCUAUGUUUGUGAUGGAUAAUAUGAACUGGUUUAUGAGGUGGUGAUAGUAUAUUAGUUGAUAUGUACAAAUGAUUUGUUUUUUUAAUUUGGGUCUUGUAUGUGCUUGAUCCAUUUCGAUUGCUGAAUUGCAUAUUAACUUGGUGCCGAUUGUUGUUGGGUUUAUCAAAAAUGAGAAACAGCAGAACUAAUCAUAUGACACAUGUGUCGUGGUUAAUUGAGGACAUAAUGCGUCAAUUUUUAUUUCAACUUGUAGUAAUAAUCGAGGUACUUAUUAAAAAGAAUACACGAAAGCAAAAAUGCAAUGAUUCAAUCGAGCCAUAUGCUAUGUUGUGUAAGAUUCUCGACCAAAUUAAACACCUAAGUAGAAUGACGAGUGUCAGUGAUACAAACAAUAUUGUAAACCUUAAGAUGGAUCGCAACACGUUUGGUCGAUUGUGUAAUUUGUUUAGACAACUAGGUUCAUUGGAAGAUGGGAGAUAUGUUAGUGUGGAGGAGCAAGUGGCGAUGUUUUUAUCUAUCUUGGCUCAUCAUAAGAAAAAUAGGGUUGUUUGGUUCGAUUUUUGGAGAUCGGGGCAGAAGAUAUCUUAUUAUGUCCACACGGUCUCGAAAGCAAUUUUAAAGCUCCAUGUUAUUCUAUUGGUGAAGCCAGAUCCGGUCCCCGAAGAGUGUGAUGAUCCUAGGUGGAAGUGGUUUAAGGGAUGCUUGGGAGCCCUAGAUGGUACGUAUAUUAAUGUUUUGGUUUCAAAUAGCGAUAAGCCACGCUAUAAGACUCGCAAGGGUCAGAUUGCUACUAACACGCUUGGAGUUUAUGACCGGAACAUGAAAUUCGUAUAUGCUUUGCCUGGAUGGGAGGAGUCUGCGGCAAAUUCUCGGAUACUCCGGUAUGCACUGAACAGGCCACAUAGGCUGAGAGUCCCAUGGGAUUAAUGAAAACGUCUGACGACAUGAUGUCUACCCCGCAAUGUCAAUGUGGCAAAGGACGAAUGCUUUUGUUGAGUGGCGGGCUGGCCGCAAAGAACGCGGGCAGGUAUUUUUAUAGGUGUCCGGCGAAUGGCAAGCAUCCAGAGUGUUUUAUGUGGUUUGAUGAAGUACACAGGUAUAUUAAUGUCGCCUCCUCAAUGUCGAGUACAUUAGCCUCUGGUGU
This is a messenger RNA of Salvia miltiorrhiza (redroot sage), 1615 nucleotides long. RefSeq lists its product as uncharacterized. The record is from RefSeq and is a predicted model, not a curated record. The transcript has 4 exons. NCBI's taxonomy places the organism in Eukaryota, Viridiplantae, Streptophyta, Magnoliopsida, Lamiales, Lamiaceae. The coding region runs from base 640 to 1398 and encodes 252 amino acids.